GUACUUUGAUAUUUUAAAUUGUUAACAGGUGUUUUUUUGUACUCUUUCGAGAUAGCAAAAUUGUAUCUUGCAGAAACCAAUAAAUAGUAGCAAGCUUCUUGGUGAAAGAGAGAAGAUAAUGGAAAAAUGCAGCCAACGAAUGCCGGCGAUAAGAAGCAUCUACAGCCACUAUAAAGCCAUGGAAGAUUUCCAUGGAGGUCAUCACAAAGCCACCAAGAUGCAGUCAAGUCAGAAGCAAUUCAUUACCAUUCUCCUCUCCCUGCUUGUGUUUCUCUGGCCAGGAUUGGGUGAGGCUGCCAGCGCCAAGUCCUCGCCGUUGGCCAAUUGGCGUUUCAGUGAUCCCCAUUAUACCAGCAAUCAAUAUGCCAAGAUUCUGGGCGAUUCCGGCCUGGGCCAUGAUCCCGAUGACAAGGACAAGAAGGAUGUGGGAAUCAAUCUCAAUCCGGAGCAUCUGCAGAUCCAAUAUGUGGACUAUCAGCCGCAGUGUCAGUCCGGUGGAGUGCCCGUAUGUGCCACCAAUGGCACUGAAACCUUCUAUUUCGAGAACGAUUGCCGCCUGGAGGCGCACAAUAUGAAAAUGUUGUUUCAAUAUGGAACAGAGCUGGAGCCCACAGAGAUGGAGCGAUGCCUGCCCAGCUGCCAGGCCAUAAAGUGCACAACCGUGGAGCGUCCAAUUUGCGUUCUGGCCGAGACCAGUGGUGCACUGCCUCAGACCUUUGCCAACGAGUGCGAGAUGCGGCGAUGCGAGUGUCAUACGAAGCAGGUCCUGCGUAUCCUGCACCAGGGUCGCUGUCAGCCGCCCACCAAAAGUCUGCGCAAAAAGAAGCAGCGCCGGAAUAAGAAGAAGCCUUUGAAGACCACCUCGAAAAUGAGUAGUGAGCCCAAGAAGAUCUACUACCUGAUGGCCACUCCUCCUCCUGCUCCUGCUGCCACAACACCUAGAUCGAACAACAACAACAAGCGAUGGCUUAGCAUGCCACGAAGGAUUACCACCACGCCCAGGACAAUGCCCACCAAAUCGACCAGCACCAGUCCCUCGCCUAUGAAAUUCCAGCAACUGAUGGCCCUGGCCAAUCCCAUGGUCUCCGUUUCACGGGCCGUCGAUGCCUACAAUGUCUACAACAUACCCGAUGUGGGUCAGGAUUAUGGUGAGAUCACAGAUUCCUCACUGUCGCUCUAUCUGCCGGGUGUGGGUCGGGUCACAGAGGCGACUACUAGCACCACAACCACAACUACGAGGGGAACUAGCCAUUCCCCCAAUAGGAUUACUACUACAACAGCACCCAAGCCCCUGCUGACCACCAGCAGCCAUAGAGCAUCAUCAUCAUCAUCUUUAAUUAUGACAGAACCCAUGGCCACCACCACCACCAUCUCUAGGGAGCCCGUUUUGCCCAGCACCCAGGCCCUAAGGGAGGAGCAGAGUACUCUGGCAUACCUGGAGGCGGUAACCCUUGGAUCAAGUACCACCACCCAGGAGUCGACGACCAAGACCAAGAGUCGUUGAGCCUCCCAGGAGAAGUCCCAGCUAUAAUUUAUAUCAACCCUGUAUUUAUAUAGAUAUA
Molecule: messenger RNA, 1562 nt
Organism: Drosophila serrata
Lineage: Eukaryota; Metazoa; Arthropoda; Insecta; Diptera; Drosophilidae
Molecular function (GO): protein binding
Source: RefSeq, a predicted model, not a curated record